AUGGACAAAAAACACUUCAAAAUGGCUUCUUCUGGCAUAUCCACUUCCGGUAAGGGCGUUGAACCAAAAAAGUACUCACCACAGGCGUACAGGGAGAAAAUCAGUAGCUUGUUUCCGCUUCCGCCGAGACCGGCUGACAUGUGUCACGAUGCGUUCGUUAAGAAGCUCCUGGAGCCAUAUGUAAUGGAGGCCCGAAAGGAGAUUCGAGCCGUGAAGAUGACCCGCGAUUCCAGCAGCAGCUCUGAGGAGGAUCCGAACGAGGCUUUCCGGGCGAGGAUGUACAAGACGGACUACUCGGCACGAGCCUCUACCUACAUGGCCAGGGCCACUCUUACCGGGAGGAUCAGUGCCAAGUCGAUUCUUAGUCCCCAGCAACGCGAUUCAGCCGCCAUGACGACCCAAAUGUUCAAGGUGCGCUUCGCCAAUCUGAUAUCCGACUUCCGGAACGUGUGCAUCAUCUACCAGCUGCUGCAGCUGCAGGAGAUCCUCAACGUGAUGCGAGAAUAUCCGCCGGCCGGCACCAAUCCCAAUGACACCAUAUUCGGCUGGUCCUACAAGAAGAAUCUGAAACGGUUCGAACAGCAAACAAACACCGUCUAUGUGGACAUUCUGGAGAAGAAUAGAACCGAGGCCACGCUCGAUGAGCUCAAGUUCUAUGUGGAUUUGGGUGAGCUAAUUGGUCUGGUGCAAGCCCUGCUGGACGAUGUGAUCAACGAUAGAGAUCUAUGCGCCCCACAUGGCUUCAUGGAACUCCUCAAAGACACCCAAGUGGACUUAGACAAGCUAAUUGCAGUACCCUACGAGACAAUUAUGGCCGAACACGACUCUUUAGUUGAGGAGAAUGGAAAGAAGAAUCGGGCUGGAAGAUUCCACAACCCUAAGUUGACGGCCAAGCAGCAGAUCCUUAACAAAGAGCGAUUCCAGAUUGACUACAUGAGCCCCAUAGAAUCCCGCUAUAGAGUAAAUUGGACGCACGAUAAUGUGGAGCAGGGACAGUAUACUGACUUCCUUCGUUGUAAGGUGUUUUCCGAUGAAUUGGACAAAAUUGAAGACCUCACACGUAAGGACUCGCAUGUGUGGAGGAGCUGCCAUUUGGAGUAUGUGACCCUGAUCGAGCAGUACAAGAAUCGCAUUAAUAUGGUCCAGCAGGCCUACGAUGACGAUAUGGAAACGGCCGAAAAUAUGCUACAAGUCACCAUCAGCAAGGUGAACAAAUGCAAGGACGACCUCAAGUUAUACAACGAAAAAGUGGAGGACUUUCACCAGAAAAUCCAAGAGGUGCGCGAUAAGAUAGCAAAGGAGGUGGAGAAGGAACGAGCGCGUUUGUCAGCGGCACGAGCUUCUAAGAGAAUGUCCAGGAUAUUGGCGAAGCAGAAGGAGGAGAAAAAGGCCGCAGCUAAGCAGGCCAAAUUGGAAAAAAGGCUGGCAAGGCGAAAUAAAAAAGCGGAAGAAAAAACUGAAGACUAGUAUCCUUUCUGUACAACACUUGAAAUACCCUUUAUCGAUUCUUGAAAAAUACAAUAAUGUUUAUAC
This is a messenger RNA of Drosophila takahashii, 1533 nucleotides long. RefSeq lists its product as uncharacterized. Lineage: Eukaryota; Metazoa; Arthropoda; Insecta; Diptera; Drosophilidae. The record is from RefSeq and is a predicted model, not a curated record.